AUGGCCGAUGCAGGCUAUAGCUCUCCAUUUCCAACCUCACAUGAUACUAUUGGGCAGUCAACACUAGUGACGCCUCUCUUCAUGCCAUCCUCUCCUCCGCAACAACCUUCCAGCCCAUUGGGAUCUCCGACAACCGCCCAAACUCCUGCAACUGACCAGACUCCCGCAACCGAGCGCGUCACAGCGCAAUCUAGCAAACAAGGUCAUAGCCACACUAUUGACGAUGAAUGCCAUUCGGAUAAUGGAAUGCAACAUGUCACUCGACCACCUUCUCCUGGGAGUCCAACAGGCUCAGAUCUCGAUGCGCGACUUGUCGAUUACACCUUGGAUUUCAGCAACUUCCCGAGCGGCCAUUUCGCUUUGGAUGAGCAGGAGCAAACUCUUCCUCCUUUCAAUCAAGAUGUAGAUAAACUAUCCGACGUUGGAGGCCCGGAAGAUUUCACAGCGAACAUGGAGAAAUACCUGAUGGGCGAUCUGGAAGAUGGAGCGAACCAUGUGGAUGAAGCUGAAGAAGACUACGGAUCAGUACGACGAUCUUCCCAGAAGUCGAGGCAAACCGUGAUCGAAGAAGAAACCGACUCUGGUGAAUAUAGUGAAUUCGGACCGCCAGUAGAUAUGUCGACCCCUUCACGCCUGUUGCACCGGACUAGCGCUUUCCCUAAAGAUUCGACUCAUCUAGAAGGUAUUGAAGAAUACCCCGAUGACAAUGAGGCCCAAAAUUCCGCAUCCCCUUCCAUCCGAAAGUUGUCGGACGCCUCCAGUCGUGCACCAGAGGUGCAGAAUGAGAAUCUUUACCAGCUGAUAGCACAACUGCAGCAAGCUUUGAAGGAACGCGAUGACCAAUUGCAGAAGAACCGCAACCAUAUGCUCGAAGCUGUUUCUGCUAGUGAGCAUAUCCGUCAUCUCCAGACAGAAUUGCAGCGGAAAAAUGCUCUCCUAGAUGAGGCGAAUGCCAAAGUUAGCGACGAGGCACUGCUGCGUGAGCAAGUUCAGUCACUGAAAAAGAAAAUCGAAGAGCAGGAAAAGCUAUUGCGCCAUUCAAGCAUAAACACAGCUGAUCUCAGUCCUCUUUUGAACCAGAUCAGUGAGAUGCAACAGCAGCUCCAAGGUAGAGAUGUGCAGACUCCGAUGGACAAAGAGAGGUUGGAGACAAUCGCUCACCUGCGCCAGCAGCUCAAUCUUUCCCAGGAGCAGGUGCGAAAGCGCGAUGAAACUCUAGAUGAGACAAUCACCAAGCAUAAGGAAGUCAUACGGGUCAAGGAUGCAUUAAUACAGGAGAAAAACUCGGAAAUUGAUCAACUCCAGGCACAGAUCGACGACUACGGGCUGGAGAAUGAGAAGCUUGAGUCGGAAUUAGAGCGUGCGCAAAAUGAUCAUCAGGUCCUUGAGGAACGCUUCAUGGACUUGGAAAUUAGAAAUCGCCCUCUGGAGGAGAAGAACAUCACACUGGAAGCAAAUCUUAGUCGUGUUCAAUCCCACAUGGAAGCCCAGGAGAGUGCUCUCAAAGCUGCUGCUGCAGAUCUGCCUAUCAGCGGCCAUAGCACCUACAGCGAGAUUCUCGAUUUGAUCAAAGAUCUGGGCCCAGGGGAUCCCGCAUCCCCACUCCACUCGCCAUUGAAGGACAAGUUCGUGGAUAGCCAAGGUGUGCAGCAACCGCAGCAACCGCAACAAUCGCAACAACCAGGCGUGCCAACCAUUGCAAGCCUUCGGCAAGAACUCCAGGAACUAUCUGCCGCACAUAAAGCCGCAGAUACCGAAGCCCAGACCCUUAUCAAAACCAUCGAAACAGAGAAAGCGCAACUUUCCAGCCGGGUGGAUGAGCUCACGGCAGCCCUAAACAAGUCCCAACAUGACCUAAUACAAUCGCAAGAAGGGUAUGCCGAGUCCCUCGAGACCAUUGCCCGCUUGCAAGAAGAAAAGAUCGCCGAACCUCCCAGCCCACCCCCCUCACCCCCCACAGCGCGCGGAGCUCUCAACCCAGAGCCAAGAGGACCGGACACAGCAGCCCUGGAAGUGAACCACCAAAGCCAACUCCGCAGCCUGCAAACCGCACACUCGACGGCAGUCUCAACGCUGCGCGCCUCGCACGCCGAGUCAAUGCGUAAAAUCCGCCACCUCCUCACAGCCGCCGAGCAACGCGAAACAGAUCUGCGUUCGGAGCUUGCAACUCUCCGCACCUCAUCAGCGACCUCUGAAGACCACCUACGCAAGAGUUUCAAAAUCGAACUUAGACGCCUGGAAGACGUCAUCGCUGCAAAGGAUGAAAUUGCGGCCGAGGUCGACCAACGCAUCGCUUUGUCGGUGGACAAGCGCGAGCGCGAAUGGGAGCGGCGCAUCGACCUGCUCCUCAAAGAGCGUGAUCGUAUGGCCAAGGCUUUGAUGAUGAGCUGGGGGGAGAUGGAGCUUGGUCGUGGGCCGGGGUCUUUGGCCGAGGGUAAUGGCAAAGAGAGCCGCCGUCGUGAUCGAGCCCGUGAUUCAGAUGCUAAGAGUGGGCAGGCUUAUCGCUACAAGUACGCUCAGAAGCAGAAGUCCAAGAGCAUGGAAGCUAGGGCUUAG
Molecule: messenger RNA, 2556 nt
Organism: Penicillium digitatum Pd1
Lineage: Eukaryota; Fungi; Ascomycota; Eurotiomycetes; Eurotiales; Aspergillaceae
Product: putative spindle pole body associated protein SnaD
Source: RefSeq, a predicted model, not a curated record